AUGCCCACGACUGUUGAGGACAUAUAUAAAGCCUAUGAAGAAAUUGAAGAAAUUGCUAAAAUAGGCCCUAAGGGCGAUGAGGUCAAGAAAUCAUAUGAAACAAUAAUUUCUGGAGCACACGGAGAAAGUAAUUGCAAGCGCCUCGCGGCACAGUUCAUCCCAAGGUUUUUCGGUAAAUUUCCUGAAUUACACGAGACGGCUAUCGACGCUCUAUUUGAUCUAUGUGAAGACACAGAUUUGAAUGUGCGAUUGACUGUAAUAAAAUAUUUACCCAAUGUUGUCAAAGAGUCCGACAAGGUUGCGGUACGAAUUGCUGAUGCCUUGGUACAAUUAUUGCAAAAUGAAACAACUCAAGAAAUAGCUGCCGUAAAAAAGGCACUAGAGCAAGUAAUUCGUUUAUCGCCUCACGACUCCAUUGUUGCGAUAUUCCAACAAUCACUCAAAGGAUCUCCCGAAGUCCGUAACAGGACAAUUAAUUUUUUAUCCAGUGAUUUAAAUCGUUUCAAGGAUGAUUUAUUUGCAAAAGGUCAAGAUGUUGAGGCAUGCUUUGCUAAUGAA
Diversispora eburnea is the source of this 558-nucleotide messenger RNA. The record is from the annotation of a GenBank genome assembly. NCBI's taxonomy places the organism in Eukaryota, Fungi, Glomeromycota, Glomeromycetes, Diversisporales, Diversisporaceae.